This is a messenger RNA of Phacochoerus africanus (Common warthog), 2800 nucleotides long. RefSeq names its product heat shock protein family A (Hsp70) member 9 (gene HSPA9). Gene Ontology annotation, molecular function: ATP-dependent protein folding chaperone; misfolded protein binding; ATP hydrolysis activity. Gene Ontology annotation, biological process: protein refolding; cellular response to unfolded protein. The record is from RefSeq and is a predicted model, not a curated record. Bases 105 to 2144 code for a protein of 679 amino acids. Gene Ontology annotation, cellular component: cytoplasm; mitochondrion. The transcript has 17 exons. NCBI's taxonomy places the organism in Eukaryota, Metazoa, Chordata, Mammalia, Artiodactyla, Suidae.
CCCACGUGGUUGGAGGUUUCCAGAAGCGCUGCACCCCCGCGCCGCGCAGCUCUCAUCUUUCCGAGCACGUAGUUUGCAGUUUGUUCUUCCUACCAUUUAGCAGCAUGAUAAGUGCCAGCCGAGCCGCAACAGCCCGUCUUGUUGGUGCUGCAGCCUCCCGGGGCCCCACUGCCGCUCGCCACCAGGAUGGCUGGAAUGGCCUUAGUCAUGAGGCUUUUAGAAUUGUUUCAAGGCGGGACUAUGCAUCAGAAGCAAUCAAGGGAGCAGUCGUUGGUAUUGAUUUGGGUACUACCAACUCUUGUGUGGCAGUUAUGGAAGGUAAACAAGCAAAGGUGCUGGAGAAUGCUGAAGGUGCCAGAACCACCCCUUCAGUUGUGGCCUUUACAGCAGAUGGUGAGCGACUUGUUGGCAUGCCAGCCAAGCGACAAGCUGUCACCAACCCAAACAACACUUUCUAUGCUACCAAGCGUCUCAUAGGCCGGCGAUAUGAUGACCCUGAAGUACAGAAAGACAUUAAAAAUGUUCCUUUUAAAAUUGUCCGUGCUUCCAAUGGCGAUGCUUGGGUUGAAGCCCAUGGAAAGCUCUAUUCUCCGAGUCAGAUUGGAGCAUUUGUGUUGAUGAAAAUGAAAGAGACUGCAGAAAAUUACUUGGGGCAUACAGCAAAAAAUGCUGUGAUCACGGUCCCAGCUUAUUUCAAUGACUCUCAGAGACAGGCCACUAAGGAUGCUGGCCAGAUAUCUGGACUAAAUGUGCUUCGGGUAAUUAAUGAGCCCACAGCUGCCGCUCUGGCCUAUGGUUUAGACAAAUCAGAAGAUAAAAUCAUUGCUGUAUAUGAUUUAGGUGGUGGAACUUUUGAUAUUUCUAUACUGGAAAUUCAGAAAGGAGUAUUUGAGGUGAAGUCGACCAAUGGAGACACUUUCUUAGGUGGUGAAGACUUUGACCAGGCCUUGCUGCGUUACAUUGUGAAGGAGUUCAAAAGAGAGACGGGGGUUGAUUUGACUAAAGACAACAUGGCCCUUCAGAGGGUUCGGGAAGCUGCUGAGAAAGCCAAGUGUGAACUCUCUUCAUCUGUGCAGACUGACAUUAACUUGCCAUACCUUACAAUGGAUGCUUCUGGACCCAAGCAUUUGAAUAUGAAACUAACCCGGGCUCAGUUUGAGGGGAUUGUUACUGAUCUAAUCAAAAGGACCAUCGCCCCAUGCCAGAAAGCCAUGCAGGAUGCAGAAGUCAGCAAGAGUGACAUAGGCGAAGUGAUUCUUGUUGGUGGAAUGACAAGGAUGCCCAAGGUUCAGCAGACUGUGCAGGAUCUCUUCGGCCGAGCCCCAAGUAAAGCUGUUAAUCCUGAUGAGGCUGUGGCCAUUGGAGCUGCCAUUCAGGGAGGUGUGUUGGCUGGUGAUGUCACAGAUGUGCUGCUCCUGGAUGUCACUCCCUUGUCUCUGGGUAUUGAGACUCUGGGAGGUGUCUUCACGAAGCUUAUCAACAGGAACACCACCAUUCCAACCAAGAAGAGCCAGGUGUUUUCUACAGCUGCUGAUGGACAGACUCAAGUGGAGAUUAAAGUAUGUCAGGGUGAGAGAGAAAUGGCUGGAGACAACAAGCUUCUUGGACAGUUUACUUUGAUUGGAAUUCCCCCAGCCCCUCGUGGAGUCCCUCAGAUUGAAGUUACAUUCGACAUUGACGCCAAUGGGAUUGUACAUGUUUCUGCCAAAGAUAAGGGUACAGGACGAGAGCAGCAGAUUGUGAUCCAGUCUUCUGGUGGGCUAAGCAAAGAUGAUAUUGAAAAUAUGGUUAAAAAUGCAGAGAAGUAUGCUGAGGAAGACCGCCGCAAGAAGGAACGAGUCGAAGCAGUAAAUAUGGCUGAAGGAAUUAUUCAUGACACAGAAUCUAAGAUGGAAGAAUUCAAGGACCAAUUGCCUGCUGAUGAGUGCAACAAGCUAAAAGAAGAGAUUUCCAAAAUGAGGGAGCUCCUCUCUAGAAAAGACAGUGAAACAGGAGAAAAUAUAAGGCAGGCAGCAUCUUCCCUUCAGCAAGCAUCAUUGAAGCUCUUCGAAAUGGCAUACAAAAAGAUGGCAUCUGAGCGAGAAGGCUCUGGAAGUUCUGGCUCUGGAGAGCAAAAGGAAGAUCAAAAGGAAGAGAAACAGUAACAGCAAUAAACUUUGAAAGUGAAAGGACAACAUAUAUGAUGCUUGGGAGUGAAGAUUUCCUGAGCAGAAAUGAGCAAACUUCAGUCUUCUUACUGUGUUUUUGCAGUAUUCUAUAUAUAAUUUCCUUAAUAUGUAAAUUUAGUGACCAUUAGCUAAUGAUCAUUUAAUGAGUGAUAACUCCACCAGUACAAAAUUCUGUCCCUAGCCUGUCGUCAUUUUUCAGCUGCACGUAAAUGGGGGGAAGAUGGUUUAUUGAUCAUUCUGAAGAUUCAACAUUUUUUCAAAGGGUGAAACCAUUUCACACACAGUGAAGGCAGUCAGGCGUAGAUUUGGAAUGAGACCAUAAGCAAAUGGGAUCCUCCUAGUUACCUGAGUAUCGCUGUACCUGUGUAUGUGUAUCUGGGGUUCUUCAGUGGAGGCCCUGCAAGGCAAGCCAGCUGUGCCAUGUUGGGGAAGUAGGGCAGGGGAAGCUAGAUACUGGAGGUCUAAGUAGCUAUUUAUGGUUAGGUUCAGCUUUGAAAACAAGUCUCCCAAACUUUCCUAAGGCAUACUUUUCUAGCUACCCUGUGGCCUGUGUCUGGCACCUCUGUCCUUGAUGAUUGUUCUUUUGGAUCCAUUCAGGAUUUUUAAUAAAGAGGAAAAGCAUCUUGGUCUCA